AGCAUUAAAAUCUGCCGUGUGUUGACUGUGGUCGUACAUAGUCUGUGGUUGCUACUUGCGUGAAAAAAAAUACAAACUUCAAAACAGCUGAUAUUUAGUGAUGAAAAAUUCUUUUCGGAAUAAAUAUUCGUAACGAUAAUACCAUGGCCGAAAUACAAACAUUAAUUGAAAUGGGGUUUUCGAAAGAACGAGCUGAAAAAGCUUUAGCCGUAACGAACUAUAAGGGCGUCGAGCCGGCCAUGGAAUGGCUGUUGGCACACGCUGAUGACCCUGCGAUGUUAGAACCGGUGGGAGCACAGACUGCUGGCGGCAGCUCUAGUAGUGAACCGGCAGCACCCGCGCCGGAGACGACCGCGGAUCCCGCUGAAGCCAAAUCGUUCAAAUGUGACGAAUGCGGCAAAAUACUUAAAGAUCAGGAUGAGAUGGAGUAUCACGCCGCUAAGACGAAUCAUAGCAGCUUCUCGGAGUCCACUGAGGAAAAGAAGCCUCUUACUGAAGAAGAGAAGAGAGCGCAAUUAGCGCUGUUGGAAGAGAGAAUGAAGCAAAAAAGAAAGGAAAGGGAAGAAAGGGAUAAGGCUGAAGCUUUGGAACGUGAAAGACUCCGAAUAAAGUCUGGUAAAGAGCUGCAAGAUGCACGUCAGAGGUUACAAGAACAAGAGAUGCAGAAGUUGGUGGAGCAGCGGCGAAGGGAAAAGAUUGAGGAUCAGAAGGCAAGAGAGAGGGUCCGGGCACAAAUUGAAGCUGAUAAGCAAGCUAGGAAAUUAGCAGCAUCAGGUCAGACGGCGCCUGUCCCGCCGGCACCCGCGCCCGUAGCGCCUGUCUCCAACCCAUCGCCAGCACACAAGGUCACCUACGACCAGGCUAGGAUCCAGAUACGGCUGCCAGACGGCAAGGCACUGGCUCACACAUUCGGUGCUAAAGAACAAUUGGCUGCAGUCAGAUUGUACCUGCAAAUGAACGCACAAGAGUACGCCCAACAAGAUGGCUUCAAGCUGAUGACCACAUACCCCAAGAAAAUAUUUACAACUGAGGAUUAUGAUAAACCUUUGGAAAUAUUAGGUCUGGUGCCUUCGGCAGUCAUUAUAGUAUCCAAGGGUCAAUAAUGCUGGAAAUGUUCAAUGUUUUGUCAUUAAUAUUUCAAUUGUUUUGUGUGACCGGCGGCGGUACGACACAAAAUUGUUUAAAUUAUGUAAGGAUUCGGUGAAUAAAGGUCAGUUGCGUCUA
Messenger RNA from Manduca sexta (tobacco hornworm), 1224 nucleotides. RefSeq names its product UBX domain-containing protein 1-B. Bases 144 to 1103 code for a protein of 319 amino acids. The record is from RefSeq and is a predicted model, not a curated record. NCBI's taxonomy places the organism in Eukaryota, Metazoa, Arthropoda, Insecta, Lepidoptera, Sphingidae. The transcript has 6 exons. Gene Ontology annotation, molecular function: protein binding.